GCGGGUGUGAGCGUGAAGCGCCGACCCUCGACCGUCGCUGUGCACGCACGCACAUAAACUUCUCUUAAUCGGAUUUUCUUGUUCGAGAUAUUUAUUCGCAACCUUUUCAAUCAAGGCACGCAGGGCACAACUAGCUGUGGGAUAUCGAGACACAGAGAGCGGCCUUCAAGCACUCUUAUCAUGCGGGUGCUUGCGCUUGUGCUUGCCCUUGCCACGAGCGGCUUGGCGAUCGAGACGGUUCCCGAUCUGGACGUCGCUAAAUACAUCGGUCGGUGGUACCAGCUGUACGGCAACACCUUCACAGCCAGGAUUACGCGGGAUGGCACCUGUGUUGCGGCUGAUUAUGGACUGGACCAAGCCACCGGCAACAUCACCGUCAUCAACUCCGAACGGAUUGGCGUCCCCACCGGCAGAUUGCAAACAAUCGAAGGGUUCGCCUACGGAACGGGCCCGUCUAACCCAGGCCAGUUGAAAGUGCACCUUGGAGACGUGCCCGUCGACGGUGAUUACUGGGUGGUCGGCCUCGGCCCUGACACGUUUGGCCCCGACUCGUUGUAUCAGUGGGCUCUCGUCAGUGGACCGGACGCUGAAUCUCUGUUUGUCCUCGUGCGCGACGUCCGGGAGUUCGAGAAGACAUACGCUCGCGAUGUACUCGAAUUCGUUGCGGAGUUGGGCUUCACGGGAAGGGAUAAGGAACCUCAACGCGUUAUCCAGGAAGGAUGCCUGCCCUUCACUCCGUCUUCUGAUUCAACCACCACUGCAAAUACCCGGAAGAAGAAGUUGGACUGGGUAGAUGUUCUGGAAACGUUGGAAACGUUGGACUGGGAUAAGGUAGGAGCCGGAUAUGCCAGUGAUGAAGACGUCAACGCUGGAAGCUCUUGGACAGACGUCCUGUCGCAAAUGCAGUGGGACGAGGAAGAGGGCACGUGGAGCCUCGAGUCGUGGAAGCCUGUUGAGCCAGUCACAGAGUUGGACAUCAAUCGCUACUCCGGUCGCUGGUACCAGAGCUACGCAUCGUUUACGGCGGGUACACUGCUCGAGCGCCAGGGGGCAUGUGUGACGGCAGACUACGGAGUGAAGGCGGACGGUUCUCUUUCCGUGGUGAACACGGCCAGGACGAACAGCCCGGACGGGGAACUGGUCGAGAUGACCGGCCACGCAUAUACGAAGGAUGCCUCCAAACCGGGACAACUUACCGUGCACUUGGACGGUCUCCCAGUGGAUGGGCCUUACUGGGUUUUGGCUGUCGGUGACGAGCAAGGGACCGGAUCAUAUCCUUGGGCGAUCGUUUCCGACCCGUUUCGAGCCUUCCUGUUCGUGCUCGUGCGCGACACGGCCCAAGAGGACACGGACCUCGUCGCCAAGUGCAGAGAGCUCGGGUUCACCGCCCCGUGGAACUCCCCGCGCAAGACGGUGCAGGAGGGCUGCACAUACACGGAGGUUUCCCCUGCCGAGGAUGUCGCCGAGGAUGUCGCCGAAGAGGGCGGAAGUGCUGCGCUCUUGUCUGCGUUGGAGCUCCGUGGUGGAGCGUCGGGGUUGGGGUUGGGGGGUCCGCUUCACGCCAGCUGCAAGAUGACGAUCGCCUUCCCCAAGAACAGCUGCUCUGAGGUGGCCGAGGCCAUCGUUUCGUCUGCAAAGGACAUGAUGGGCUUUGAGAACUGCGGCGGGGGUAACAAGUGCGGCUAUACGGUGGAAGAUGUAGCUGACGGAAAUGUCAAGCUUGUCCACGAGACCAGCGUGAAACAUUACAAGGACGAUAUAACGUUCACCCUUACUGACAAGGGAGGCUCGUGCGAGGCAAAGGCCUUCUCUACCAGUCAAACGUGGUACGCUGUCCUUGACAACUCGGUCAACUACUGCAAUAUCCACAACCUGGUGGACGCGUGUAUGCUACAGUACAUAGAGACAGACGUCAGCGAUUCGAAGUGCACGCAGUACUCGACGGCUGACUGCGAGCGUUACUGAUUUGGCCUCGAAGCGUGCGCGUUGUUCCUUCUUUGUGGGUAAAAAGAUGCUUGUUGUUAUGCAUGUCAUAUGUUCGGAGAUGAGUUGUGCGUAAGGGCUCGAAAAGCAAUGACUGCUAGGCACACUCUGUACAGCAAGUCCCAGAUUGCACGAGAGCAGGCGCGUCGAGAAUUGAUUUGUAUUUAUUGUGCACCAACUUUUGUCGGUCUCGGUUUAUUUUAGAUGUCUGCAGGUUGCCGGGCGCAAGAACGGUGGGACAUUGUAUUCGACCUUGGGGUGUCUUUCUACGCAUGCGUGUCCUUUCAGCUAGUGAUGCUGAUUUUGCUACUGCCUCUUCGAAUGCUUGCCAGCUUCUCGAAGGAAAUGCUAUGAUACUGGUUGUUGGAUUCUUGUACCGUUUUUUUUGUGUGAACUCUCUGCGUUGGUGUGGAUGUGACCUGGCGGUCACCAAGUGUUCAAGACAAAUCAAACGAUGAAUGAGCGCAU
Ectocarpus siliculosus is the source of this 2451-nucleotide messenger RNA. The record is from the annotation of a GenBank genome assembly. NCBI's taxonomy places the organism in Eukaryota, Phaeophyceae, Ectocarpales, Ectocarpaceae.